AUGGGCAAGGAGGCGCCAUCAACGCCGGAUAGACGGCAUGCCAACAACUUCGCAUUCUCGCAGUUCGAAGACAGCCCAUCAAGCACUCCCCUGGAGGCUCCCCCCUCAGCUUCGAAUCUCGGUAGCUCGGCGCUCCAGUUUGACCCGCCAAGGCCUCCCAAUUUUGGAGUCAGCACAACCUCGAGCACGGGCGGAGGAGGAUUGUUUGGUCGAACACGCAACCCGAAUGCUCCUCUCGGCCGGCCCAUCGGAGGCGGCAGAGCACCCUCUGGGCUGAGCCGACAGCUUCGUACGGAUGACAACGACGACAAGGAGAUUGAUUUCGACGAGGACAUUGAUGACGAUAACGAGCUUCCCCCUCUAAGAGGGAGUUUAUUCCGCAUGGCAGCUCCACCAGUGAGGCCAUCUCAAAGAAAGGAAGAGCCCGAUACUACUGACGACAUGGUGGAGCGGUACAUCGAUGAGGAAAUGGAAGAGGAAGAAGAGGCUCCCAUGGACGAGGAACAGAGUGCAGAUGACUCUGAUAUGGGCGACAUCUUCUUGAACAUGCGACACGAUGACCGUGCAUAUGGCCAACCUCUCAUUGGCGAGGAGUCGGAUUUGAUGAUGUUGCAAACCCCUGCGGCAACAGCCAGAGUGCGCAAAGAAGCGGAGAGCAUAUUUAGUCAAUCGGCUCGCUUUAGGGCCUCUGGAAGAAACCAACCGCUUCAGUUUAGCACCAUUGCCAAGGAUAUCUAUACCUAUCAGGAGCCUGCUAGAAUCACGGAGAAGCCUGAGUUGAUCCUUAAGACGGAAAACCUGGUCUGCCAGCUAUACAAUGAUGGGGUUGGCGCCCAUGACGACCCAGAGAGGCUAGAAAACUCGCUUGCUGACAUCACCUACAAGCUGAUAAGGGUUUGGACGGACUACGUAGAAGAGCUCCCACCUCCAGAGGGCGAAGAUCUGGCUACCAUUGGUCCCGGGGAAGACGCAGAUCCAUUUGAAAAGGCCGUCUACGUCGCUCAUUUGAUUCUCCGUAUGCACCACACCCGGUUCGACACGAAGCUCGAGGAUGAUAAAGCGUCACCCUUGCCGGAGAUUUUGUUUGACUGGAUGCAGUCCAGCCACAACCUGUAUCCCGACCAAAUUCGAGAAAUCUCCAGAUAUAAGCCCAGCCCCGCAUGCCAUAGCCUGUACUGGCAGACACUGAGAAAUGCGCUGCUGCGAGGUGAUGUAAACGGAGCGAAGCAGCUUCUGAGGAACGCUGGUUGGGAGCAUGUCCGCCGCGGCCCGCUAGGAAGCCAGACCUACAUUGGCAAGGCCCUUGAAAACGUACGAAGAUUUGCAGAGGCCACGUGCGAGAUGCUUGACCAGUGCCCCGGAGCACGAAACGACUGGGAGAUUCUUAACAGCAGCUGGACCUUGUUCCGAGUCCAGGCUCGCGGCUCUUUGGAUAGACUCACACUGUUUGCCGAAGGCAAAGACACCAGCCUACUCGACUCUCUGAAUGACGAAGUCGACACAUCCAUGUCGGCAAUGGCCAAGAAAGCCUCAAGCCAGAUUCCUUGGGACAUUUACGAAAAUCUGCAGACGGUAUACGAAAUUGUCUUGGGACAAACCGAAGCCAUCUUGGAGACGGCGCAGGAUUGGUGUGAGGCAACAAUUGGUUUGUUUGGUUGGUGGGAUGAGGGUGUCCAGCGCCCCAAGAGCCUGCUGCAGUCCCAGUUUGGUAUGCCAGGCAUGUCGCCAGGCAGUUUCACAGACUCUGAGGACUAUUUCGACCGGCUUGUGAACGUGUUCAACCUUGUUAUCCAAUCCGGUCUUAGCCCCAACUCGAUGAACCCCGUCGAGGUUGCUCUUGCAUCUGCUUUUGAGGGCAACACCAAUGCCGUCAUAGGAUGCUUGAGGACUUGGUCUCUCCCGGUGGCUUGUUCAGUGGCUGAGAUUGCUUCUCUGGGUGGGUGGCUUCCCCCGCCAGAACCUGUGAAGCCGCUGCCGGCUGAUACCCUGGACAUGGAUGACUUGAUGCUCCUUGGAGUUGGACAGCCUAGCACCGAUGAUGUGGAGGGUAUCAAGGACACGAGCAUUGUCAUUUACGCGAGAGAGCUGGCAGGUAUUGAGCAUCUUUCGCCGCAGCGGGAUGGUUGGGAGAUGGCCAUUCAGGUGCUGGGGCGGAUGGACGUACCGGAAAAGGCAGAAGAGACGGUUGGCGAACUGUUGAGGGACCUCCUGGCAACACUGGACGAGACCUCUAGCACAACGGUGGACAAGAUGUGGAGAAUCCUGAGCGACCUGGGCAUGAUGAAUUAUGCUGAGGAGACUGCAGAGACAUUUGCCGAAAUCUUGUCCAAAGAGUCUCACCGAUAUGGUGAGGCGAUUUGGUACUUUGCGCUUUCUCACCGGACAGACCGAGUUCGUGAGGUCCUUAACCUUCUCAUGUCCUAUUCGCUCGUACAGUCAACAGUUUACCCUGCCGAAAAGGACCUUGACGAAGAUCUCAAGAGCAUGCUUCGCAACAGAUCAGAGACGUUGGAGGAACGGGCGAAGAUUGACCUAGAAGCAGCUCAGCUGCUGGGCCGGAUGCUCAGUGGCUAUGCGACGCUGCGCAAAUUUUACGAACUCCGGGACGAAAUAGCAAAGGUUGAAGAGACUUCGCCAUCCAGGGCUCUUUUCCUAAGGAAGCAAGCUGCGUUUGCGUUGGUGGCUGUCAUCUCUAGUUCAGGCGACAACAUUCGUGGUGGGCUUUACGAUGAGACGAGAGAUGCUGUGGUGAGCGAAGACUUCCUGUUGGCUCUGCUUGGUGAAGCGACUGUCUUUAUCAAUCAGUCGCCCUCGAUCAUCUCCCUCGAGCAGCUUGAUAUUCUCCUCAAGGCCAUUGAGGAUAUCCAAGCGGUCGGAUCCCGCGUGUACUCGACUUGUGAAGAGUUUUUCAACCUGGUGCUUGCAUCAGGACAGGGUCUCAAGGGCUCUACGCCGGCGGAUCUGAUGAAGUCGACUGGCGCGCUUGGCAGCAGCACAUUCAUGAUGAGCGGCAGCUCUCUCCUGGCCAGCCACAUGCAAAAGUCCAUGAUGGGAGGCCCGGGCAAAGUGAAUAGGGGUUGGGAUUGGAGGAAGGGCUGGCUAGCCAACACCAAGGGAGAGGACGUGAUUCGAAAGCUGCGGCUGGGCUUGGCCAAAGACCUGGCGGCGCUAUGGCUGGAUGACGCUGAUGGAGUUGCAAUUUACUAG
Trichoderma virens Gv29-8 is the source of this 3207-nucleotide messenger RNA. RefSeq lists its product as uncharacterized. Gene Ontology annotation, cellular component: nuclear pore outer ring. NCBI's taxonomy places the organism in Eukaryota, Fungi, Ascomycota, Sordariomycetes, Hypocreales, Hypocreaceae. The transcript is spliced from 2 exons. The coding region runs from base 1 to 3207 and encodes 1068 amino acids. Gene Ontology annotation, molecular function: structural constituent of nuclear pore. Gene Ontology annotation, biological process: mRNA export from nucleus; protein import into nucleus; positive regulation of DNA-templated transcription. The record is from RefSeq and is a predicted model, not a curated record.